Rattus rattus (black rat) is the source of this 2420-nucleotide messenger RNA. RefSeq names its product solute carrier family 36 member 2 (gene Slc36a2). The transcript is spliced from 10 exons. Bases 103 to 1548 code for a protein of 481 amino acids. The record is from RefSeq and is a predicted model, not a curated record. Gene Ontology annotation, biological process: glycine transport; proline transmembrane transport; proton transmembrane transport. Gene Ontology annotation, molecular function: glycine transmembrane transporter activity; amino acid:proton symporter activity; L-proline transmembrane transporter activity. Lineage: Eukaryota; Metazoa; Chordata; Mammalia; Rodentia; Muridae. Gene Ontology annotation, cellular component: vacuolar membrane.
AACUCUCCGGCCAGCUCUACUGAGCCCAACUUACACCUACACGCAAACACACCUCCUUCAUCGCCCUCUCCCUACUCUGAGCUUGCCCUUUCUGAAGCCAUCAUGUCUGUGACCAAGAGUGCCGGGAGUCCGCAGGUGGCUGCCACUGUCAAGCUGGACCUUGUGUCGUUUCCUGAGAGUGCCAAGAAGGUGCAGAGCCAGGAUCCCAGUCCAGUGAAUGGGAGCUCUUCAGAGUCGUCAGAGAAGACCAAGGGCAUUACAGGGUUCCAGACUUUGGUUCAUCUGGUCAAAGGCAACAUGGGCACAGGGAUUCUGGGACUGCCCCUGGCUGUGAAGAAUGCAGGCAUCUUGAUGGGCCCACUCAGCUUGCUAGUGAUGGGCCUCAUCGCCUGCCACUGUAUGCACAUCCUAGUCCGAUGUGCCCAGCGCUUCUGUCACAGACUCAACAAGCCUUUCAUGGAUUAUGGGGACACAGUGAUGCAUGGACUGGCUUCCAGUCCCAACGCCUGGCUGCAAAGCCACGCCCACUGGGGGAGGCAUGUUGUGAGCUUCUUCCUCAUCGUCACGCAGCUGGGUUUCUGCUGUGUGUACAUCGUGUUUCUGGCGGACAAUUUAAAACAGGUAGUAGAAGCUGUUAACAGCACAACCAUCAGCUGCCACAAGAACGAAACGGUAGUUCUGACGCCCACCAUAGACUCUCGACUCUACAUGCUCGCCUUCCUGCCCGUCCUGGGGCUUCUGGUAUUCAUCAGGAACCUCCGCGUUCUCACCAUCUUCUCCCUGUUGGCCAACAUCAGCAUGCUGGUCAGCCUGGUCAUCAUUGCCCAGUACAUCAUCCAGGGAAUUCCAGAUCCCAGCCAGUUGCCAUUGGUAGCAAGCUGGAAGACCUACCCGCUCUUCUUUGGAACAGCCAUUUUUUCAUUCGAAAGCAUCGGCGUGGUGCUGCCUCUGGAAAACAAGAUGAAGGAUGCCCGCCGCUUCCCAGCCAUUCUGUCUUUGGGAAUGUCCAUCAUCACCACCCUGUACAUUGCCAUCGGGGCUCUGGGCUACCUGCGGUUUGGAGAUGACAUCAAAGCCAGCAUCACUCUUAACCUGCCCAACUGCUGGCUGUACCAGUCAGUCAAGCUCCUGUAUGUCGUCGGCAUCCUGUGUACCUAUGCCUUGCAGUUCUACGUCCCUGCGGAAAUCAUCAUCCCCCUCGCUGUCUCCCAGGUGUCAAAACGCUGGGCACUGCCUGUGGACCUGUCCAUCCGGCUCGCCCUGGUCUGCCUCACAUGCAUGCUGGCCAUCCUCAUCCCCCGCCUGGACCUGGUCCUCUCCCUGGUGGGCUCUGUGAGCAGCAGUGCCCUGGCCCUCAUCAUCCCGCCCCUGCUGGAGGUGACCACCUACUAUGGAGAGGGCAUGAGCCCCCUGACCAUCACCAAGGAUGCCCUCAUCAGCAUCCUGGGCUUCAUCGGAUUUGUGGUGGGGACCUAUCAGGCCCUGGAUGAGCUGAUCAGGUCCGGGAACAGUCUCCCCCUGUCCAACUCCACUAUGUUUAUUCAGUGACAGUGCCUCUCCUCGCCCACGGUGAUUUACGUUGUCUAUGUAUCUUUUCACUUCGUCUUUUCUCUGGUCCAAGACAAGAAAAAACAGACGUAGCAUAUCCCCGGCACCAUGCACCAUGUGCGUCUGCGCAAAGGAGAUGGGGGCCAUCUACACCAUGCACAAGGUGUAGAUAGAUGGUCAUUAAAACGAAAAAUGUUGGUCAUUCUCUAGUUUUCCACACUUUGGAGACCUCGCCUGUGGAAGCCGCCAUCUUGUUUCUGUCAUUUAUCUGCUAAUUUCUUACCUUGAGUGGAGCUAUGUAAAAAACGGCCACUAGGAGGCAGCAAGCGCCAGCUUUUGGCAGAAAGUGGUCCCUGCCAGCUCAAGUUUUGGUCAUUUCCUUUUCCUGACCAUGAUGGGGAUCACUGCCCCCACAUCAGCAUCAAGAUGGAGGGGGCCAGGGCCAGUCACAAUGCUCAGGUAAAAUGUCACCGUCUGUGUUACAGAUAAAUGUGUUGAACUUUCUAAACCACUAAGUUUUAGCCCCAACUCAGAAAUCCAGCAGCGACCAAGAAAAAGGUAGGCUCAAGUCUCUGAGCCAGGGGCAGGCAGCAGACAGACAUCAUUUGAGUAGUUGUUUUUUGGUUUUUGGUUUUGUUUUUACUUCUGAAUUCUUGCAACAAUGAACAUCCUCUGUUACCUAUUGGACAUGAAGACUCUUAUAUAAUAGAUUGGGUAGAUUGGGUAAAGGUGUUCAAAAAAAAAAAAGCAACAGUGCUAAUAUAACAUUGUGGCUUUGUGUACCAAACGGUGGGGUCUACAGGUCACCUCUUGAGUCUUGACCUUGUAACUUGCCUUGGCCAACAGUAAAAGUGUUACAAAUGCAAAUUUGA